Limulus polyphemus (Atlantic horseshoe crab) is the source of this 703-nucleotide messenger RNA. RefSeq names its product allatostatins-like. Lineage: Eukaryota; Metazoa; Arthropoda; Merostomata; Xiphosura; Limulidae. The transcript is spliced from 2 exons. The record is from RefSeq and is a predicted model, not a curated record. Bases 62 to 631 code for a protein of 189 amino acids.
CAGACUUCCUUGGUGGUGUGACUAGACUGCUCUAGAAGUUUCUUAUACUGCUUCAUGAAGUAUGUUUUCCAGAGUAUCAAGGGCGAUCCUUGUCAUCUGGGCAUCUUUAUGGAUGGCCCAGUUGACCACUAUCUCAUCAUUCGAAGAGAGAUACAACAUACUGGAACCUGGUUACACGGAGAAGAAGGAGGUUCAGGAUAUUUAUCAAUCUGACUACCUGAAAGCCAAGCGAGCUGAUCAAAUGUAUAGCUUUGGUUUUGGUAAAAGAGAUUCUUUGGCCUCUCCAGGCAAAGUUUUAUCGGAUUCUCCUGAACGCUUAAACACUUUCCUGACAUAUAAAAGGGUUCCUCAGCACUUCGCUCUUAGCUUAGGAAAGCACUUUGUACCCGAUACUAAUAAUUUGGAUGACAAAUGCAGCAUCAUUUACGUUUUUGGACUAGGCACGAGAAAAGGGGCAGUGGACCGAUUUUCUUUUGGAAAACGAGGAGAAAAACAGUUUAACUUUGGUCUUGGAAAGCGCACUUCCUUAAAAGUUGGAAUAUUACAAAAGUACGAGGAUUUUAUUAAACGAAGAUUUCAUUUUGGUUUAGGAAAACGCAUGGAUCGAGAGUACAGUUUUGGUUUGGGAUAAUAGUAAAGAGGACCAGAUGAAGAACAGGGAAAGCUUAUUAUUAUAUAGAAGUACUUUUGAUCAAUGACUGAA